UGAAAACAGGAAGAAAGCAAAGAGUGACGAGAAACAAAUCAAGGAAAUACAGCGAUGAUGUUAUGAAUAACAAACAAGAUGGUAUCUGGAUUCAGGGCAACUACGUGAGAAUCACAAUGAGUCGAAAACUAUAAGAGGCCGAAGUGGAUUCUUGUUUCUGAUUAUCUGACAUUUCACUGUAUGCCUAUGAUGGAACGAGCGAUGGAGCAGCUAAACGUACAGCUUAGCCGGUUGACGCGGUCCCUAAGAAGAGCCCGGACAGUGGAGCUGCCAGAAGAUAAUGAGACAGCAGUUUACACGUUAAUGCCUAUGGUGAUGGCAGACCAGCAUAGGUCUGUUUCAGAAUUGCUGCUAAAUUCAAAGUUUGAUGUGAAUUAUGCAUUUGGGCGUGUGAAAAGGAGCUUGCUACAUAUUGCUGCAAACUGUGGCUCAGUUGAAUGCCUUGUCUUACUCUUAAAAAAAGGUGCUAACCCAAACUACCAGGAUAUUUCAGGUUGUACGCCUCUACAUUUGGCAGCUCGAAAUGGGCAAAAAAAGUGCAUGGGCAAAUUGCUGGAGUACAAUGCUGAUGUAAAUAUUUGCAACAAUGAAGGUUUAACAGCUAUUCACUGGCUGGCUGUUAAUGGACGAACAGAACUCCUUCAUGAUCUUGUCCAACAUGUCUCCAAUGUUGAUGUAGAAGAUGCAAUGGGACAGACAGCACUUCAUGUUGCAUGUCAAAAUGGCCAUAAAACUACAGUGCUUUGUCUAUUGGACAGUGGAGCAGACAUCAAUAGACCAAAUGUAUCAGGAGCUACUCCACUUUACUUUGCUUGCAGUCAUGGUCAGAGAGACACUGCUCAGAUUCUUCUAUCAAGAGGAGCCAAAUAUCUGCCGGAUAAAAAUGGAAUUACACCACUUGACCUUUGUGUGCAGGGUGGGUAUGGUGAAACAUGUGAAAUUUUAAUACAACAUCAUAGCAGAUUAUUUCAAACAUUAAUCCAGAUGACACAAAAUGAAGAUGUAAAGGAGAGCAUGCUACGCCAAGUUCUUGAACACAUUUCACAGCAAAGUGAAGGCAGUUAUCAAAGAAUCCUGACAAGCCUUGCUGAAGUGGCAACAACAAAUGGCCAUAAGUUACUCAGUUUAUCAAGUAAUUAUGAAGCUCAGAUGAGGAGUCUCUUAAGGAUUGUCCGAAUAUUCUGCCAUGUAUUCCGCCUAGGCCCUUCUUCACCAAAUAAUGGAAAUGAUAUGGGUUAUAAUGGAAACAAAACUCCAAGAAGUCAAGUUUUCAAGGUCAGAAAAGUAUAUGACGUUAGGAAGAUUGCCAUUAAUGACGAUAAAGAGAUGAGUUUCAGAAAGCAUACAAACUUAAAUCAGGCAACUCCUGAGCAGGAACCCCUAGAAUUGCUCUGGCACUCAUUGGAUGAAUGGCUAGUUUUAAUAGCUACCGAACUAGAAAAAAACAAACAAGAUCCAGCUUCAGGUGCCAGCAAUAUCACCUCCAUCCUGCUGAAGCAGAGAGAAGCUACUUCCUCACCCAGAGUGGAGGAGGAGGAGGGGGAACAUUCAUCAGAUGCAAAAACUUCCAGCCCAAAAGCAGAAGUAAACAUUGAGCAUCAGAAAGCCUGUGUCGAUGGAGAAGAUGUGAUUUCAAUGACAGCAAACCGGCUUAGUGCUGUCAUACAAGCAUUUUAUAUGUGUUGCUCUUGCCAGAUGCCUCCGGGGAUGACAUCUCCACGCUUCAUAGAAUUUGUUUGCAAACAUGAUGAAGUGCUGAAAUGUUUUGUUACAAGAAAUCCCAAAAUAAUUUUCAACCAUUUUCAUUUUCUGCUUGAAUGUCCAGAGUUGAUGUCUAGGUUUAUGCACAUCAUUAAAGCACAGCCCUUCAAAGACCGAUGUGAGUGGUUCUACGAGCACCUUCUAGCAGGCCAGCCAGACUCUGACAUGGUACACAGGCCUGUCAAUGAAAAUGACAUCCUUCUUGUUCACCGAGAAUCCCUUUUUCGUAGCAGCUGUGAAGUUGUGUCUAAAUCAAGUAAUGAGAAGCUGAAGCAAGGAAUUGCAGUGCGUUUCCAUGGAGAAGAAGGAAUGGGGCAAGGUGUUGUACGGGAAUGGUUUGACAUUCUUUCAAAUGAAAUUAUAAAUCCAGACUAUGCAUUGUUUACACAGUCAGCUGAUGGAACUACAUUCCAGCCAAACAGCAAUUCUUCUGUAAAUCCAGACCAUCUGAACUACUUCCGAUUUGCUGGUCAAAUUUUAGGACUGGCUCUUUACCAUCGCCAGCUUGUUAAUAUUUAUUUCACACGUUCCUUCUACAAGCACAUUCUAGGAAUUCCAGUAAACUAUCAAGAUGUGGCUUCCAUUGACCCUGAAUAUGCUAAAAAUCUCCAGUGGAUCUUGGACAAUGAUAUCAGUGAUUUGGGCUUGGAACUCACAUUUUCAGUAGAGACUGAUGUUUUUGGUGCAAUGGAGGAGGUUCCUUUGAAGCCAGGGGGUGCAUGCAUACUGGUUACACAGGACAAUAAGGCUGAGUAUGUCCAGCUGGUGACUGAAUUGCGAAUGACCAGAGCAAUACAACCACAAAUUAAUGCUUUCCUGCAUGGCUUCCACACAUUUAUCCCACCCUCUUUGAUACAGCUGUUUGAUGAAUAUGAACUGGAAUUGCUCCUUUCUGGAAUGCCAGAGAUUGAUGUAUGUGAUUGGAAAAAAAAUACAGAAUAUACCAGUGGCUAUGAUGAAGAUGAACAGGUUAUCCAGUGGUUUUGGGAGGUGGUGGAAUGCCUUACACAAGAAGAGCGAGUCCUUCUGUUGCAGUUUGUCACUGGCAGCUCUAGAGUACCUCACGGAGGCUUUGCAUAUCUAAUGGGUGGAAGUGGACUGCAAAAGUUUACAGUAGCUGCUGUGCCAUACACAUCCAAUUUGCUUCCAACAUCUAGUACAUGUAUAAACAUGUUGAAACUCCCAGAAUAUCCAACCAGAGAGGUCCUAAAAGACAGACUUCUGGUGGCUCUACAUUGCGGAAGUUAUGGUUACACGAUGGCAUAAUCCUGAAAUAAGGAAGACCUGUCUCCUUAUGCAGAGCAAGACACCACAAGCAGUUAAUUUUAAAGACUUUGGUAUGUUGAGAUGAGAUAUGAUUUAAACUUCAGUCCCAACCAAUACAGAAAUCAUUUUUAUUAGUUCUUCUUCAUGUAAGUAGGCCUCCGCUAAAGCACAAAAUAACCUUGACAUAAUCUGCUGUAAAUUCUGGUGUUGUAAUUAUAAUGCAGCACUCUAAAUGCUGUGUUACAGCCCUUUAUGUUAUUGCCAGUAUAAACACUUGUUAAUUCAGAGAGGAUUGCGAUUUUAUUGCAAUGGUUUGGAAGGCAGAAUAACUUAAAAAUUUAUAUUCCAUGAAAGACUAUGCAUACAAACAAGAGUGCUUAGGAAUUUCCCAGAAUAAGAAUCAAAGUCAUUGUACUGCAGUAUUGCUCAAGCAUUGCCAUUACGAUUAUAUUAAAUUCCAUAUUUUAGUUUGUGAAUGGUCAUUGCUGUAAAACUUGCAGACGCUUUUUGCUCUGCAUUGCACUGUCUCUGUUGUGUUACAGAGUAGUGCUUCUCCUUAAAUGGCAGAAUCAUGUUAUAUUUUAUUUUUAUGCAUAUGGACAUUUCCAGAAGGUAAAGCAAUACUAGUGAUGUUUUUGGUCUUCUGUGUCAAAAUGUAACAAACCAUAUUGUAUAAUUUUUUUUAUUUUUUAAGAAAUUUUAUUCUCCUUUCCUUUUUUUUCGUCAUUUGUAUACAACUUACAUUUAUUUUAUUUCUUAUUUUGGUUUGGGAGAUUAUCAUUGAACUUGUGAAAAAAUGCAUGAUGACCAAUAGUUUGGGAGUCAAGAUGUCUGUCUGAACAAUGUAUGUAAAAUGAACAAAUCUGUGCUUUAUAUGUAUAUGAAAAUACUGAAUAUAUUUGAGAUGUUUAGAAGUAUAAUUGCUGGACAUUUUUACAACACUGUUUUGAUUUCUGUAAAUCUUUCUAUAGCAUAUUCUGUAUAUUAGAUAUGUAUACAUUAAAUUAUGUAUUUUAUCAUAAA
This is a messenger RNA of Erpetoichthys calabaricus (reedfish), 4050 nucleotides long. RefSeq names its product HECT domain and ankyrin repeat containing E3 ubiquitin protein ligase 1 (gene hace1). Gene Ontology annotation, cellular component: nucleus. Gene Ontology annotation, biological process: positive regulation of protein catabolic process; proteasome-mediated ubiquitin-dependent protein catabolic process; protein polyubiquitination. NCBI's taxonomy places the organism in Eukaryota, Metazoa, Chordata, Cladistia, Polypteriformes, Polypteridae. Bases 181 to 3027 code for a protein of 948 amino acids. Gene Ontology annotation, molecular function: ubiquitin-protein transferase activity; protein binding. The record is from RefSeq and is a predicted model, not a curated record. The transcript is spliced from 24 exons.